Molecule: messenger RNA, 3732 nt
Organism: Microdochium trichocladiopsis
Lineage: Eukaryota; Fungi; Ascomycota; Sordariomycetes; Xylariales; Microdochiaceae
Exons: 2
Coding region: 134-3676 (1180 amino acids)
Molecular function (GO): ATP binding; nucleic acid binding
Source: RefSeq, a predicted model, not a curated record
AGCCCCAAGCGCGCUGGGACAAGGGGCCAAGUCCCUGACGUCAGUGACCACUGCUCAAGUCGCAAACUAGCAAAUGUUCACAACUCUGGUACCAGGAUAUGGAUCACGCUGAACCAGGUGGAAACGGGCCAAGAUGCCUACCCUGCGAGCCGCUACGGUCUCCAACCAACUGAUCAAACGAAAGCGCAAAAGAAGGACCCAGGACCAAGCAAGUCCUGAGAAUGAAAGCCACGACGAUCCUCAAGCGGCGAACUUGGUACAAAGUGAUGGACAGCAAGGACUAGACGAUGAAACUUCGCAGCAGGAAGGAGCAUCACAGAUCAAUAAGAAUGCGGAUGUGUCGCUCGCCGACCGCGGCAUUUCCCAGCACAAAAGGACGAGAGGUUCCAUUGCGAAAAGCUCCACCCCGGUAUGCCUGAUAGAAUGGCCGCCAUACUUCAAGGAGCUCGCCAAGACCCAUGGGGCGCUGAACUUGGUGUCAACAUUCUGCUCGACACGCAAACACAUUGCCACGACGUUUGACACGAUCAAGGCAGCCGUUGAGACGCAAACCAAGCGGAAGCUGACGAUCGAGGAUGUCGCUGCCAUUAAAGCUCUGCGGUCGGACGGCAUUACGUUCGCAUACGUGGACGAGGUCAUGCUGCAGAUGGAGGUCAAGGGCGCUGAGAGGGACAGCACGUUCAAGUCUGGCCGUGCGAAGGAUUUUCGGUCGCAAGGUCCGGCGGCGGAUGCGUCUGUUGGUGGCCUGACUGGGCUCGACGAGAUUGGGCGGUACCAUCCAGACGAGGUGCCCUUUGAAGGAGGCAGACAGGUGCUGUUUUUUGAGUUUGUCGACGGCGAUCUGAAGAGGCAGGUGCAGAAUAAGAAGACAGGCGAGGCGACAAAUCCACACCGCAAGCUCCGCAACGAGGACGUGAAGAUGCCCGUCUUCAGCCAGAAGCAGCUGACCACGCUAAUCGGCAAGCGCAACCAGAAGUUCAACGACGCCAUCGUGGAGUUUUUGAACAAAUGCGUCGAGGACCACGUGGACCCGGAGAUGGUGCUCAAGCAGGAGGCGCUCACCUAUGUGCCCGUGCCGCCAGAUUCUGAGCCGACAACGCCGAGACCUGUGCAAAGCACUAUCCCCAAGACGAUACCCACGGAGCGCAAGGAUAUCCCAGAGAUUGUCCAAGAGCUAAAAGACAGCCCCUGGUACACAGGGCAGAUCGUGCCCGACGGGCAUCGCGUCUUCGAGGCACAAGAGCCGGUAUACGGCGAGCUCGAUUUUCUCCUGAGCCAGGACAUGGUGAAUGCGCUAUUCAAUGCAAAGAACAUCACGCAGUUCUACGCACACCAGACUGAGGCUAUCAACAGCUUACAUGCCGGCCGGAACGUGGUUGUCGCUACAUCGACGAGCUCGGGAAAGUCGCUCAUCUAUCAGCUCCCUGUGCUACAUGCCCUGGAGCAAGAUCACAACACCCGAGCCAUGUAUAUCUUCCCAACAAAGGCUUUGGCGCAGGAUCAGAAGAGAAGCUUGAGAGAGAUGCUAUCUUAUAUGCCAGGUCUGGAAAACAUGCUGGUUGAGACUUUCGAUGGCGAUACUCCAUUUUCCGAGAGAAACAUGAUUCGAGAAGAGGCACGAAUUAUCUUCACGAAUCCGGACAUGCUACAUAUCACGAUCCUGCCACAGGAAGAUCGAUGGCGCUCUUUUCUGAAGAACUUGCGCUAUGUCGUCGUGGACGAACUGCACUAUUACAAUGGCCUUAUGGGAUCGCACGUCGCCUUUAUCAUGCGUCGACUACGCCGAAUUUGUGCGGCAUUGGGCAACCGCAAAGUCAGGUUUAUUUCCUGCUCUGCGACUGUCGCCAACCCGGAGCAACACUUCAAGACCAUCUUUGGCCUGGACAAUGUUCAUCUCAUAGACUUCGAUGGAUCGCCGUCUGGGCGCAAGGAGUUCCUGUGCUGGAACACGCCGUUCAAAGACGCUAAAGAUCCCUCAAGCGGCCGAGGGAAUGCCCUGGCCGAGUGCGCACGGCUAUUCUGCGCACUGAUCCUUCGUGGCGUCCGUGUCAUUGUCUUCUGCCGUGUCAGAAAGCAAUGCGAGGAGCUUGUCACCGCAGCCAAGUUCGAGCUGGAGACUCUAGGGCGCCCGGAAUGCAUGGCUCGCAUCAUGGGCUAUAGAGGUGGUUACACUGCGCAAGACCGGCGACGGAUCGAAAGCGAGAUGUUUGAAGGCAAGCUCAUCGGGAUCAUCGCCACGACGGCGCUGGAGCUGGGAGUCGAUAUUGGCACGCUAGACUGUGUGCUUACGUUGGGAUUUCCAUACACAAUUGCGAACCUGCGGCAACAGAGUGGUAGAGCGGGACGAAGAAAUCGCGACUCGCUUUCUAUUCUUGUCGGCGACUGCUUCCCAACUGAUCAGCACUACAUGCAGAACCCGGACGAACUCUUCACAAAACCGAACUGUGAGCUUCAAGUAGAUCUGGAGAACAUGCUGGUCCUCGAGGGUCACAUCCAAUGUGCCGCGUUCGAGAUGCCGAUCAAUCCCGUCGAGGAUGCGAAGUACUUUAGCAAAGAUCUGGGCAAGAUUGCCGAAGAGAGACUGAUCAAAGACGACUUGGGGUUCUACCACUGCCACGACCGGUUCCGGCCGAAACCAUCGGAUAUGGUUGCCAUCAGGGACACGGAGGACGACCACUUUGCGAUUGUCGACAUAUCUCACGGCAGAAAUGUUGUCCUCGAAGAGCUGGAGGCUUCAAGGGCGUUCUUCACACUUUACGACGGGGCCAUAUUUCUACACCAGGGAAACUCCUAUCUGGUACGAGACUUCAAGCCCGACCAGCAGAUUGCCAAAGUUGAGAAGGUCAAGGUCGAGUGGACAACACAGCAGCGCGACUUCACCGACAUUGACCCCGUAGAGACAGAAGCCAUCCGCAAGAUCCCUGGGUCCAUGUCCCGAGCAUUCCACGGCGCGAUUCGCGUCACGCAGAAUGUCUUUGGUUACUUCAAAGUGGACAAGCGCCGACGGAUCCUGGACGCGGUCGAGGUGGAUAAUCCGCCCAUCAUCCGCAACAGUAAAGGAAUGUGGCUCGACGUGCCGAAGAGGGCUCUGGACAUUCUGGUCGAGAGGCGGCUCAACGUCGCCGGCGCCAUCCACGCAGCCGAGCAUGCAAUCCUUAGCCUCAUGCCCAACUACGUGAUCAGCAUGCCAGGAGACGUGCGGACAGAGUGCAAGCUGGGCAUGAAGGAGUUCGCACAGAAAGAGACCACCCGCAAGCGGCCUGCGAGGUUGACAUUCUACGACGCCAAAGGCGGUGCCGGCGGGUCGGGGAUCAGCACAAAGGCCUUUGAGUUUAUCGACCUAUUGCUCGUGCAGGCCGUCAAGCGCGUCGAGUGCUGCUACUGCGAGUCCGGGUGCCCGGAGUGCGUGUGCUCCGACCUGUGCAAGCAUGCCAACGAGGUCAUGAGCAAGGCGGGCAGCAUGGUCAUCCUCAAGACGUUGCUCAACAUGCACAUUGAUGUCGAGGCUCUGCCGAUGGGCCCGGAGGAAAACAGCCCAGCUGGCAUUGAGACUGUCGUGCUUGCCAAGACGGUGCCCUCCAAAGGCAGGAUUUUGAUUGAUGAUGUUGAGGUCAAGGUGGAGGACACGGAAGAAGGCGUUCCUGACACUGCAGGCGGCUUCCUGGCAAUGAGAUGAUGAAUAUAAUGCAUGAUGAUGUAGGAUAUGAUUAGCGUCACGCAUGCACAGGGAGA